Kockovaella imperatae is the source of this 1128-nucleotide messenger RNA. Its product is annotated as caspase domain-domain-containing protein. Gene Ontology annotation, molecular function: cysteine-type endopeptidase activity. NCBI's taxonomy places the organism in Eukaryota, Fungi, Basidiomycota, Tremellomycetes, Tremellales, Cuniculitremaceae. Bases 1 to 1128 code for a protein of 375 amino acids. The transcript has 12 exons. The record is from RefSeq and is a predicted model, not a curated record. Gene Ontology annotation, biological process: proteolysis.
AUGGAUGACCGAUAUCAAUAUCAAGACCAACAAGGUUACGAGCCAUAUGCUCCUCCGCUUGGACCUCCUCCUCCUCCUCCUCAACAGCAGCACUACUACGGCGGAUAUCAAGGAUACGACAAUCAAGGCUAUGCACCACCUCCUGGACCCCCUCCAACGCAGAGAGAAGUAUAUCAACAACAGGAUGCCCAAGGUCACGUUGCAGAGCAAUCGUUCGAGUACUCGAGGUGCAACGGCAAGAAGAAAGCUUUGUUGAUCGGGAUCAACUACUUUGGAUCCGAUGCUGAACUGGGAGGAUGUAUCAACGACGUAUACAAUGUCCAUGCGUUCAUCUGCGGACGAUUCGGAUACGAUCCUGCAGAUUGCGUGAUCCUGACGGACGACAAGCAAGAUCCAAGAUCGUAUCCUACCAAAGACAAUAUCAUCCGUGCUAUGGCCUGGCUGGUAGAUGGUGCUCAGAGGGACGACGCAUUGUUCUUCCACUACUCUGGACACGGGACGCAGGUCGAGGAUGUCGAUGGAGAUGAGCAUGAUGACGAUGAUGAGGCUAUCUGCCCCGUUGACUUCCAGCAAGCUGGUCUGAUCAUUGAUGAUGAUAGUGCCCAUGACCUCCUCGUCAAGCCUCUUCCCGCAGGCUGUCGUCUCACUGCGAUCUUUGACUCGUGUCAUUCCGGAACAGUCAUGGACCUUCCUUACGCGUACACUGUCGAAGGAAAUAUCAAGAAACCCAACCUGUUUGAAGGGACUCAAAGUCAUCUCCUUGACGCGGGAAUGGGCGUCCUCACGGGAAACACUGGCAACCUCUUUUCAGGUCUUUUUAGAGCGGCUCAAGAAGCUUUUGAGAAUCAUCAAUCGCAGGAAAUGACAGUCAAGACAAAGACGAGUCCGGCGGAUGUCAUCCAAUGGGCUGGGUGCAAGGACUCCCAGACGAGCGCAGAUACGCAAGAAGCCGGGAAAGCGACUGGAGCCAUGUCUUAUGCGUUUAUCGCGUCUCUUUCUAAGUAUCCUGAUCAGAGCUAUCAGCAGCUUCUGGAAACAGUCAGAGAAGAGAUGAAGGGAAAGUACAGUCAAGUGCCACAAUUGUCGGCGUGUCAUCCCAUUGACACUUCACUUCAAUUUGUCGCUUAG